CGACCGCAGAACUACACCCGUCUAGCAUGUUUAUGUGCAUUUAUGUAAUGUGUGCCAUGGUCUCGACCCAGCAGUGUUGACAAUAGGCUGAGUUGAAGCAGCCUUAAAUCAACAACGAGCAACGGAAAACACGACAAAUUUAGGGUGUUGUUUGAGACGUAGAGUUUAACCGGUAAUAGGGAUGUUAAUAGCGUCAACAUAAUCGUUGCGUAGAGCCGUGUUUUGUUCUUAACGGGAGUAUAAGGAUUUUCCAUUCGGAUGGAAAGCUGCUUGUGGGUUUGGCUGUUUUAGGCCGAGAUUUUGCUGCUGGGAGAGGCUGUUAGCACCGAGCUGGAGGCAGCCGCACAGUUAGCCUGACAGUUAUCCCGACACAGGACAAACCACCGCCGCAGCCUCCACUUCAAGUUGUGGAGGAUCAGAGUGAAGUACCACGACGGAAGAAGUUCCAGCCAGUCGUGCUCAAGUCGGGACUCGGGUCAGGACUCAGAACGUUGUGUGUGUCUUCCAGCCCGGUCACUGUCAGUGUGUGAUCUGUAGCUAACAUUUGCAUCAUUAGCUCUGUCUCUGUAUUUACAUCCGGGAUGAUGGGUGAUCGCCCGAGCCCGCCCAGCAGGGCUAUGUCCUCGGCACCCACCUCAUCUCCGUCUGUGGACAAAGUGGACGGAUUUUCACGGAAGUCUGUAAGGAAGGCCAAGCAAAAGCGGUCACAGAGUUCAUCCCAGUUCCGCUCUCAAGGCAAACCCAUUGAGCUCACGCCCUUGCCACUGAUCAAAGACGUUCCUGCACCAGAGCAGCCGGAACUGUUCUUAAAGAAGUUACAACAGUGUUGUACUGUCUUUGACUUCAUGGACACACUGUCGGACCUCAAGAUGAAAGAGUAUAAGCGCUCCACGCUCAACGAGCUGGUGGAUUAUGUGACUGUCAGCCGUGGCUACUUGACAGAGCAGGCCUAUCCUGAAGUUGUCAAAAUGGUGUCUCAUAACAUAUUCCGGACCCUUCCACCCAGCGACAGCAAUGAGUUUGACCCUGAGGAGGAUGAGCCCACACUUGAGGCCUCUUGGCCACACUUACAGUUGGUUUACGAGUUCUUCAUUCGGUUCUUGGAGAGUCAGGAAUUCCAGCCCAGCAUUGCCAAAAAGUACAUAGACCAGAAGUUUGUCCUACAGCUUUUGGAGUUGUUUGACAGUGAGGACCCUCGAGAAAGAGACUAUCUGAAGACAGUCUUGCAUAGAAUCUAUGGAAAAUUCCUGGGGCUGAGGGCUUUUAUACGAAAACAGAUCAAUAAUAUUUUUUUACGUUUUGUUUAUGAGACAGAACACUUCAACGGAGUGGCUGAGUUGCUGGAGAUCUUGGGAAGUAUAAUCAAUGGUUUUGCUCUGCCACUGAAAGCAGAACAUAAACAGUUUCUGGUUAAAGUGUUGAUCCCCCUUCAUACUGUGAGGAGCCUGUCCCUGUUCCAUGCACAGUUGGCUUAUUGCAUUGUACAGUUCUUAGAGAAAGACCCAACAUUAACAGAACCAGUCAUCAGAGGCUUACUUAAGUUCUGGCCAAAAACGUGCAGUCAGAAAGAGGUGAUGUUUCUUGGAGAGUUGGAGGAAAUAUUGGAUGUCAUAGAGCCCACACAGUUUGUAAAGAUUCAAGAGCCGCUUUUUAAACAGAUCUCCAGAUGUGUUUCCAGCCCACAUUUCCAGGUUGCAGAGCGAGCUUUGUACUACUGGAACAAUGAAUACAUCAUGAGUCUGAUCGAGGAGAACUCCAGCGUCAUCCUGCCCAUCAUGUUUGCCAGUCUGUACAGGAUCUCCAAAGAGCACUGGAACCCGGCUAUUGUAGCACUGGUGUACAAUGUUCUGAAGGCCUUCAUGGAAAUGAACAGUACCUUAUUUGAUGAACUCACCGCCACUUACAAGUCGGACCGUCAGCGUGAAAAAAAGAAGGAGAAGGAGCGUGAGGAGCUGUGGAAGAAGCUGGAGGACCUGGAGCUGAAGCGGGGCCUUAGGAGUGAUGGGAUCAUCCCAACUUAACAAAGACAGUGCCGUGCUCCCCUUCAAUCCUCCAUCCCUGACCUUCACACCCUGCCCUCCACUUCAGCCAUGUCUGCCCAGACCUCCUGAUACAGGCUGUGGUCUCUGGACUUACACAGCACCCGCUGGUUUCUUAAUCCUUUUAUUAUUUCUGUUAUGUUUUGUUUCUCCUGUGUUUGUGCGACUUACUUUACUGUAGAUUCAUCACAUCUGUUUUCAUUAUUUCAGGAGCACUGUAAAUAAUUCUUUUCCCUUGAACGGAUGUUAAUGCAAACAGAUAAAAAGAAUAAUAACAAUAAACAAGAAAAAAACAGAAAUGGAGAAAAUGACUCGGUGUCUGUGACGGGGGAUCUCAACAAAAAAAACAAGAAAGCAUUGAAACAGGAGUUAGAUUCAUCAUUUAUUUCUGUUUAACUCUUCACCCCACUCCUCCUUUGUGCAUCCCACAUUUAACUUUUGUUUUCCUGGUUCUCCUUUUAGUGUCCUCUCCUGCCUCUGCCAUGUGUGUUUCCUGGACUGAUUUAGAUUAAGCUUCACCCCCUAAAGAGAAUCCCAAAAGUUUCCUCAGAUGAUAUUUCUCUCUUUGGUUUCAUUCACCUGUUGACAGGUUGUCCAUCCUGUAAAACAGACUAACUCAGCAAGAUUGGCCCUUUGUAGCCCUCUGAGUGUGUUUACAUGCAUGUUUAGGAAAAGCAGUGGUAGACUCCUACUUUAUUCUUGUUUUCCCGUAGAUUCAGAGGAAAAGUAUAGUUUAACAUGCAGGUAUUUCUAAUAUUUUAGAGUAAAGUGAGCUGUAUUUGAAGAGAAAUUCCUGACUAGAAAUCUGAGGGGUUCUGUAAUAAACAGCUAUGACUUUACUGAAUCAUUGAUGAACAGCAGCAUUUACUUGGCUGUAAGACAAUGGAAGUAUCAGUUCAUAUAAAUGCCUUCAGCUUUUAACAUGUCAAAGCCAGACUCAAAUACUAUUAAAGUUGGUGCUGUAGUUGGUUAUUGAACAGUUAGGUACAGAGUUAGGUUGUUUUUUUUCCACUGCUUUAGCUCCAUCUUGAUGUGGGAACAGCACAGAUGGCAAAAAAGACAAAUUCCAAUCACAUGAAUAUUUUAAGAUUAAGUGACAGAUGUUGACAACAUUGACUUUUAAAGUAGAUAUUACAGUUUUAAGUGAUGCCUCCACUGGAUAUUUGACAAUUUAAGCACUGUUUCUGUUUUUAAGAGUUAAUGGCCAGCAUUUAAGUUCAUAAUUUUCCUUUUUCCAGUGGAACUUCUUUCUCUGAGAGCAUUGCAUGUAAACACACUCUGAUUUCCUCCUUGAGAAAUAUAUUAAGUGAAUUAUUUUUCCCUUGAUCUUUCCAGCUUUAGGAGACAUAUUGGUAACAGUCUGGCACUGGUACCAGCCUGCCAAAAGUGAGACAUCAACAUGCAAACAAUACAAAAUUGUGAAGUACACUAAAAUCCUCUUCCUCCUUUUUGCCACUGGGGGGCAAUGCGUUGACCUCACAGUAUUACAGCAACAGUGACUAAAGAUGACCUUGUACAUUAUUUAAUGCAGUACCCUGAUAUUUCUGUAUCUUGUAGUAAUUUAGCAUUUAUUGUUUUGCUUAGGAAUUGUGGAGAGGAUUAUCCAGUAUAUAAAGAGGUAUUAUGGAACAAGACUUCCGACUAUACAUGUUUGUGUGUUUUCCCCUUUUAGUAUGUUAAUUUUUUUUCGUCACUAUUUCCUUCUGCUCUUGGUUUUUAAUCUUGUUUUCAAUAUUUUGAUGACAUUUUUGUUCAUUAGCUAUAUAUGUAUAUCUUUUUUGGGGGAGGAGGGGGGUGAGAGUUUGUCAGUGGGGCAGCUAGACAUGAGCUUGGAGCGAGGGGUGGGGGUAAGUGUGGUGAGGAAGCAUGGAGCAGAUUGUGUUUAACUGAUGAUACCUUCUGAGAGUGAUUCGCCCCCACACAACCCCUUCCUCCCUUGCAGAAUUGAUGUGUGGUGUAGAACGGCCCAGAUGUAAUAUGAUUUAAAAUCUGAAAAAAAAAAAAAGAUCAAAAGGGUUGGAAGAAUACAAAUGUUUAAUUAUUUUAAAAAAUAAAGAGAUAUUAAAUUAAA
Messenger RNA from Girardinichthys multiradiatus, 4110 nucleotides. Its product is annotated as serine/threonine-protein phosphatase 2A 56 kDa regulatory subunit epsilon isoform. Gene Ontology annotation, molecular function: protein phosphatase activator activity. Gene Ontology annotation, cellular component: cytosol; nucleus; protein phosphatase type 2A complex. The record is from RefSeq and is a predicted model, not a curated record. The transcript is spliced from 14 exons. NCBI's taxonomy places the organism in Eukaryota, Metazoa, Chordata, Actinopteri, Cyprinodontiformes, Goodeidae. Bases 582 to 2021 code for a protein of 479 amino acids. Gene Ontology annotation, biological process: protein dephosphorylation; signal transduction.